AUGUUCAGAAACAACUACGACAACGACUCGGUUACCUUCUCGCCCCAGGGCCGAAUAUUCCAGAUCGAGUAUGCUGCUGAGGCAGUCAAGCAAGGUUCAGUCGUCGUCGGAAUCGCCAGCAAGACUCAUGCAGUGCUCUGCGCCGUCAAGCGCAACGCCGAGGAGCUCUCGUCGUACCAGAAGAAGCUCUUUACCAUUGACGAACACGCCGGUAUCGCCAUCGCCGGUCUCACCUCUGACGCCCGCGUCCUCUCCAACUUUAUGAAGCAGCAGUGCCUAGGCCACCGACUCACCUACGGCCGCGCCAUCCCUCUCCGCUCCCUCGUCGACAUGAUUGGUGAGAAGGCCCAGAUGAACACCCAGAUGUACGGAAAGCGACCGUACGGCGUUGGCCUACUCGUCGCUGGCGUUGACGAGCGUGGACCCCACCUGUUCGAGUUCCAGCCCUCGGGCAUGACAGAGGAGAUGCUCGCCUUCGCCAUUGGCGCGCGCAGCCAGAUGGCCCGGACAUACCUUGAGCGCAACAUCGAUGAAUUUGCCGACUGUUCGAGAGAGGAUCUGAUCAAGCAUGGGCUCAAGGCUCUUAAGGAGAGUCUGGUGCAGGACAAGGAGCUGACGGUGGAGAACACAUCAGUCGGCGUGGUGGGUAUCAACACAGUGGACGGAAAGAAGAAGGUCGAGCCAUUCAAGCUGUACGACGGAUUCGAGGUGCAGCCAUGGAUCGAGAGCGUUGGCGAAAGCCAAGGCGGCGGAGAGGAGGGCGAGGGCGAGGGUGAGGGUAUGGAGGUUGACAGCUAG
This is a messenger RNA of Fusarium keratoplasticum, 798 nucleotides long. RefSeq names its product Proteasome subunit alpha type. NCBI's taxonomy places the organism in Eukaryota, Fungi, Ascomycota, Sordariomycetes, Hypocreales, Nectriaceae. Gene Ontology annotation, cellular component: proteasome core complex, alpha-subunit complex; nucleus; proteasome core complex. The record is from RefSeq and is a predicted model, not a curated record. The coding region runs from base 1 to 798 and encodes 265 amino acids. Gene Ontology annotation, biological process: ubiquitin-dependent protein catabolic process. The transcript has 3 exons.